AUGAAGUUCAAAGCAAUCCUCGCCGCCAUUUCCCUCUCCUCCAUGGUCGCCGCCGCCCCGGUUGGAGAGAACUCGCGCCGAGCACUCAUUCCGAAGCCCAUGGAUCUUCUUGAGACGAUGUAUCCUCACUCUGGAAUUCCCAAGCUCGCCAUGAAGGUGGAGAAGACGUUGAACCUUUGUAUGUACAGUCCGGGAAAGAUGAGACGAAAAGCAACAGCUAACUUGGGACGAACAGAGACAAUGUUAAUGGCGACAGGAAUCCCCCUGGAGCUUUUCCAAAAACACAAUUAA
Messenger RNA from Penicillium argentinense, 291 nucleotides. RefSeq lists its product as uncharacterized. The coding region runs from base 1 to 291 and encodes 96 amino acids. The transcript has a single exon. The record is from RefSeq and is a predicted model, not a curated record. Lineage: Eukaryota; Fungi; Ascomycota; Eurotiomycetes; Eurotiales; Aspergillaceae.